CAUCUUGAAGAUGACAGCGUACAUUUGUGUGUUUAUAAGUGUUUUAAUUUUAGUUACAACACUGCAUUACUCUGACGCUUACUGGCGUAACGAUCUCAAACAUGAAGCUAUAAAAGGAUUAAAACAAGAAAACAUUUUAAAACGACAUAAGAGGCAAGAAGUUUCUCAUGCAACUGCAGACGACAAAGAAGGAUUGCAGCUGGAGUUUCCACAUAUAGUUCCUGUAGCACUUGGUGGUGGAGGACGUGGUUGCCUAGGGGUAUUGCUGUCUGAAAAUUUUGUCGUUGGAUCAGCGCACUGUCUACACUCCAGCACUUCUGUAUCAGUCCAUGGAGAACUCGUUAAUGUCUCAAAAAUUAUUAUUCACCCUAUGUACAACGCACGUAAAAAAAAUUAUGAUAUUGGAUUAUUGAAGCUCGCGGCAAACGUGAAUAUACAAUCAACUGUUGUACCGGCCUGUCUAUGGUUGGAUGAUAAUAUAAGCAUUGCCAAUGUUAAAUUGAUUGGAACAAAUGAAUUUUUUGAUACAAAUUCUAUAGUGCAGACCACGAGGAUCACACUAAAAAAUGCCGAAAAAUGUCAACCAUACCUCAAUUAUAUCUCGCUACUCACUGGAUUCUCACUUACAGUACAUCAGAUGUGUGUCUUUUACGAAUUCGAAGAACACUGGCGGUGGAAAGGUGGACUAGUUUAUGUGGAUUUAAUUUAUGAGAACCACAUUGUUCCAUUUGUUAUUGGAAGUGCCUCGUUUGCUCCGAUUCGUGGUUUACAUAGACUACAUGGAUUUAGCAAACUGUCCAAAUUUGUUGACUGGAUAUCCAAAAUCAUGCGCGAGGAAGGGGCAGAUGUAUCGUUUGAGCCGUUGAUUUGUGCCAAGCGCCAUUUAGAAUAUCGACGUCAAAUUAACAACACAACAUCAUUCGAGCCGAACAUCGCUGUUGACACCACGGUAUCCAUUCACAGCCACCCCGAUGCACCUCACACAAAGAUUUGUGUAGGAGUAUUGAUAAGAAAAGAUGCCGUGAUCACAUUGGCACAGUGUGCGAGCAAUUUAAUGUCUUAUACUUCCAGAGUAGUUUUAGCCGAUGGGUCAUUCAUUGCGAUCCGAGAUAUCAUUAUUCAUCCCGACUACUCGGACGAUUCUCUCUACAGUAAUAUAGCCAUUUUAAAACUUGUCUCGCAAGCAUCUGUUACUCCUAUCGAAAUAGCACCAUAUUACUCAAAACAUGAUAAAAUAACAUUAUACGCUAGUGUGAUCAAUGGCGACCAAUCAAAAAAUAACAAGUUCUUUGCCGUCCAUGGACUUAACGUGCGGUUCAGUUACGAAUGCAACCCGUCGGAAGAGCAUCAUUCUCGACUUUUGAAAGGAUUGCAUCCUGAACAUAUGUGUCUACAGAACAAUCAUACGCUUGUUCCGGGUAGCUGCGAGGCACACCCAGGUUCAGCUGUAUUUUGGUAUCAUAAUGAUAAAAAAUACUUGCUGGGGUUGUACAUGCAUGGGGAAAAUUGUGGCUUCGGAGAUCAAGCGCUCGGUCUGUAUGUGUAUGCAUACAAUGCAUGGAUCCAUUCAGUUAUUGAAACACCAUCGCAACAUUCUCUGGGCUACGUUUUUCCAUUCUUAAAAACAUCGGACGAAUGUUCUUACCCAGAUGGUGCGACAGGUACUUGCGUAAGCCAUAUAAACUGUCCCAAUAUAUCGAAAAGAGCUGGAAAAAGUUUACCAAUAUUUUACUGCAGUAGCAGAGCAAUUGUGUGUUGUCCUAGACAUUUGGAAGCACAGAAGGAAGAGGAACAUGAAGGAAUAGCGUUUGCUUUCUACCGUACUGUGUAAAAAUGUCAUCGAUGUACAUAUAUAUAUAUUUUUUUGUACUACGUAUUAUUUGAGUGUGGUGUAAUGAAGUUUCUAGAGUCUAGACGAAUUUAACGACAACACUGCACUUGAAGUGUGACAAAACAACAGAUGCACAGUCGAGAUUCGGGACAACGUGAAUCGGAUUGAUCAUUUCGUUUUCCAAAUACAACUGGAACGUUGCUACCCAGCAAAUUUUGUCAUCCGACAUCAGUAAUGUUUUUUACUGAAGCGGUUCAGUAAUAGAAUAUUUAACUGAUUUUGAGCGUAAAGGUCAUGUUUUUACUGAUUUUGUUUUCAGUGAAAUAAUUUGCUGGAUGCAUUUUAGUAAUACGCAUUUUACUGAUAAUCAGCAAAAUAAGCGUCAAAUCAGUCGUUUUACGGGAUAUCAGUUAAACAAAUGACUCAAAAUGCAGCAAAUCAUUCUGUCAAAUUGACCUGUUAGUCAGAACAUCCACACAAAUCCAUGCGGUGCUCGCUUGCUUGUGAUGUGAAAAAAAGUUGAUUUUGGUAGGCGCUUACAGACACCCUGGUGAAAUUUCAGGUGAAAUUUCGGCUUACGGGACUAAUAUCAAACAAUUGACAGCCGUGUUGGUGUGUCAAAUAUUUGCUACAAUUAACAAUGCCUGAUGAAAUUUCGUUGAGUCUGUGAGCGCUUACUGAACCACCAUAACUUGUUGCGGCAAAAUACAGUUUAAAAACUGUAUUAUACAUCAUAAAACAUGGAUGAACAUAAAUUGAGAGACUGCCAAUUGCUGCGCAUCAAUAAAAUACUUAAUUUGGAAUAAAUAUUUCACUUUUCAAUAAUAAUAAACUUUUCAGUAAUAUGCUAAUGGCAUUACUUUGAUUGCAGUAAACGAGCUGUCAUUUUGGUGAGCACCCAAACUUACUGAAUGAUUCAGAAAAUAUUAUUUUUACUGAAAGGAUUACUGAAUCUUCAGCUCAAAAAAAUUCAGUUAAAUUCAAGGCCCAGUAAAAGUUCAGUUUGCUGAGGUUUUCUAUGUCUAUGGGUUUUUACUUUACUAUCUGUGGUAUCUCACUCAAAUUUAGCUCAUUUGAUACAUAGAUUAUCUGGAAAAAGUUAACACAACCUGCAAAAAUAUGGUCGAUACUGUAUUUUUAACUUAAAUUAAAAAAAACUCCUUCUAUCAACAAGCCCGAUCUCUUUCCCGUUGACUGGAUGUCCCAUAUUUCAUUGACUUUUGCCAGUAGUAUUCUUCUUCUUCUUCUUCUUUGGCAAAGCAACCGCUGUUGGUCAAGGCCUGCCUGUACCCACUGGUGAAAUGAGCUUGGCUUUCAGUGACUUAUUGUUACCAUAGCAGGAUAGUCAGUCCUACGUAUGGGGGCACGGUCUAUUCGGGACUUGAACCCAUGACGGGCAUGUUGUUACGUCAUACGAGUUGAUGACUGAACUACCAGACCUAGUACCUAGUGCCAGUAGUACAGCCGAUCAAAGAUGAUAAUGAUGAACUCAUUGGGGUAUAGUUUCUAUAAACAUGUGUUGCGAAAAUUCUUUAGUUUUACAAAGUUGAAGUCGAGUGCACACCCACUUUUAAGGUGAAAAGGUUUCUCUAGCCAACUCAACAUUGAUAGCUUCAUUUCUAAUCCUUAAAAUCGCAAUUCAACAUUGUCAAAUGUAUGUCGAACAUACACAAACCAUUGACAGAUCAUUGGAGUUUCCAUUAUUAUUAUUCAAAUGUAUUUUACAGGAUUGAAUUGUUUGCUUAAGGUGAACUAGAGGAACCUUAUAUCAAGCAAUCAUUUACGAUUCACUUCGGCUGAACGGAAUUUCAAAUAAGAAAAAAAAUCAUGCUUUAUAUUCCCGACAGAAUUAAAAAUAAAUUAUAAUGAAAAUCUAAGCAUAAUAUGAUAAAAUACUGUGGUUUUCACGUUGAUAACUACCACAACAAAAGAUUCCAAUGUACUUCAAGGAUUCUGAACCUGAGUAAUAUUAUUUAUUGAGGAAAUUACAAUGGGAUCGUAUUGAAACACAACUGCUAAGAAUGACUCCUGGAUAAAAACAAAGAGUUUUGAAAUUACUUGUUCGAAACAGAAACUUAUAUUUGCUCUGUUGGCAGUGUUGGAGUAAUAUCUCGCUGAAACGGGGUGGAUCCGAAGAAGGUUAACAUACACACUAAAAAAUAUUUCAUGAGCUCAGUUAAAAAUAUUGCCGAAAUCAAUCAGCUAUAGCCCACUUUACUGAUAUCUCAGUUAAAAUUUCACAAUUGUCGACAACGAGUUUUACAAAUAACCGAAAAUUCAGUUGACUUUAUUUUUUACUAAAUCACGGCAAAAUGGUUUACCAAGCUCGUUCUUUAACGAUGCUGUCACCGAUCUCAAGUGUCAAAAUGACCGAUAUCUCGGUUUAAUUAUUUUGUUUGUCGAGAUUCGGUAAUCGAUCUGUCAUUCGCCUUGUUGUUUACAUCGUGUGCAAAGGAAACAAAGUUUGAUCGAAUCAUAGUAUCAAUGCAGCAAAAAUUUCACAUUCAGGAACUACAUUAUGUAAGAUACUACGAUCUUUCUGCAGCGGUGGAAGUUUCUUAUGUGCUGUAGUUACAAAUAAAUGUUUCUGUCCAGAAUAAAUCGAUGUUACCGGACGUUGAGUGCUAUUGUUACAUGCCAUUAAAACGAUGCAACAGUUUUAGGCUAUAAAAAACAAUUACUAGCGAUAUCCGACAAUCUUCCAGUUUAUUGGAAUUUUUGUUUUCCCAAACCGAAAUCUCAGUUAUACACGUAUUCUGUCAUUGGUCAUUAUUAGACGAGAUUUUCGGUUAAACAGAUUUAAUAAGGCUAUGAUAGCCGAGAUCUCAGUUGUGCAAAUCUCGGUAUUUUUUAACCGAGAAUCGGCAAAACAUUUUAAGAGUGUAAGCUAUCCACACCCAACUCCUACUCAAUACGUCCCCGUCGUACAGAACAGUAACAUGUUUCUCAAUUAUCCAAGGUUGGGAAUACGGGGAAACCCAACCCCUUGAGCGGAUGGGUUGCAUGGUUCAAUUGAGAGAAGGGGUAGAUGAUUGUUCUCCAUGACUCUGGGAGUGACUGGUCUCCAUGUUAGGAGCGGCUCCCCGCCAGCGUAUGCCUUAUCCCGAAGGGCUACACUGGUUUCUCUAGUCUUGGCUCGCUGCAGGACUCUAAAGAGCCAGCGAGCGUAGGCCCUACGACGAGACUGGGGGUUAGGGGAGAGGCCUUGCAAGCCACCCUCGCAAAAAAUGUAUUGCAACGAAAAGUCAACGAGAAGCAAUACCAUAUCGGACCAAUCGAUUCAGACCCACGCACCGAAAAAGAACCGAACCCUCUCAUCGGAUGUAAAGACCCGAAUUGCGCUCGAAAUAGUAACACUUCUGGCGGUAUGCUGGAAAGGCCGUAGCAACUGCACGAUCUACUAGAGCGGUGCAGAGACGCUCGAGCUCGGUACUGCGUUCAUGGUGCUGGGUGCGAUGCAGCAGAGAGUGAUCGAGUGGUGGCCGGUCAAUGAACGGAUGUGCAGGUUGAGGAUUUGUGACAGAUUCUUCAACCUGAGCAUUAUUAAUGUGCACAGUCCGCAUCUUCUAUACGCACCUGGAGAGGGUUUACGACCGCUGUCUAAAACAUGAUGUGAAGAUCGUUAUCGGCGACAUUAAUGCACAGGUCGGACAGGAUCAGCCAAAUAAUCCAACCACCGGAAGUUUCAGCGUCCACCAGCCGAUAAAAUGUGCCUCCUCCAAGUGUUUAGGGCAAUACGAAACGCUGUUUCAUUACACGUUUGUCCUUGGUUCAAGCCGGAAUUCUGCAAAAUAAGUAGCGAACUUGCACCUGCCACUGGACGCCAAUUAUAAACAAAAUAAUGUCAAAAUAAUAGCACGGUGAAAAAGGGAGGCUUUGGUCUGUGCAAUAAAUAGGAUCGAAGUACUCUCUUUGUUCCAAAUAUUAAACACAGUGGCGGAUCUAACGGAAGGCGGACUAGGCGGUCGCCAGGGUCCCCGCCGAUUUGGGGUCCCCGUAGAUCGCUAAUUUAUAGUAUGCCGUAUGUAUUACAUGUCCCGAGGAUGGCGAAUCAUUUGCACCCUCCCCCCUCUCCACGCCUGUGAGUGCCUGUGACUGAUUAUCGUAGGGUCCCCCCGACGGUAUUUCAAGCUCCAUCUCUACCAAGUUCAAUGCCAGUACUAACCCCCCCCCUCCCCUCUCCCUUUAAAACACCAUUUACUAUUUACAGGAGGUUUCAACUUGUCUUAUCGCCUAGGGCCCCCGAUACCCUCAAUCCGCCGCUGAUUAAACAGUGGAUUAAAAUAAGUGUUUUCUACAAAAAGUUCACAUUUUUGCAACCAAAUCGUUCGAUUCGAAUCGAUUUAAAUCAAAAUAUACAGUUUAAGUGGUUCAUAGAGCGAAAUAUACAUAAUUUAGUAAAGUACAAUUCUUAGCGGUUUAGCUAAGAAAUCUAUU
Anopheles coluzzii is the source of this 6268-nucleotide messenger RNA. RefSeq lists its product as uncharacterized. The coding region runs from base 11 to 1831 and encodes 606 amino acids. Gene Ontology annotation, biological process: proteolysis. The record is from RefSeq and is a predicted model, not a curated record. The transcript is spliced from 10 exons. NCBI's taxonomy places the organism in Eukaryota, Metazoa, Arthropoda, Insecta, Diptera, Culicidae. Gene Ontology annotation, molecular function: serine-type endopeptidase activity.